AUGGAGGCCGGGGAUGGGGAAGAGGAGUUGACUGCGCAAGAGACAGCGGUAUACGAUCGGCAGAUACGUGUGUGGGGCGUGGACGCGCAGAAGAGGUGCGUCUCUUGCUUAUUUCGUCAGCUCCGACAUCUUUGUCAAUUGGAAUCGCCGGAGAGGAUACCAGUGUUUUGCCCCCGAAUUGCUGCGAACGCCGUAUAAUGUCCCUGGCUUUUCACGGACGUCGCCCUCGUACACUUGUUUGUCACCCGUCCUAGGUCGCUUCUGAUUUCUUUUUGGAUGUUUUCAAGGUUGAGCAAGUCGCAUGUCCUGGUUAGUCGAAUUACUGGUGCCGCUGUCGAGGUGAGUAAUCAAUUUGUAGCCAAUGCUAAAGUCUCUUCCUAUAUUGAAUUGUGAUCUUUCGUGAUUUUUCAAAAUGGGUUUUAAGCAAGAGCAGUGUCCAUGACAGAAGAACAUCGAAAUGCAUAGGAGUCAAAUCCUUUGAAUCCCAUUUGCUAAUAUUAUCAAUUGGUAAUGUGCAUGUAUAGAUAUGUAUGUAUUUGUGUACGUCUCAUAGAUGCUGAAGUAGGAGCCCUAUUGUAAAAUACGAUUGCUACUUGAGAAAUAUACGUUCUUAACUUAAAUAAACUGCACAGCUUUCUGUUGGUGACACUUUCGAAAUAUACUUUUUCCGGUUGGAUAUUUUAUUUCAACGUUUUCCUAGUCAUCUCCCUAUUGGUUGUUAUAAAAACUUCAUCUGGAAGUUAACUCUUUCAUGUUACUGUAGUUUUGCAAGAACGUUGUUCUAGCUGGAGUUGGAAGUGUAACCCUGAUGGACGACCGUACUGUGACAGAAGAUGCAAUUCAAGCAAAUUUCUUAAUUCCUCCAGAUGAGAACAAGUGGAAAGAGAGCUCCAUUGCGAAACUCUGCUGUGAUUCUUUGAAAGAGUUCAACCCAAUGGUCAAUGUUUCAGUUGAAAAAGGCAAGCUAUAUUUGUUCAUCAUCUGUUUCGGUGUUAGACAGUGGUUUUGAUUUUCAUGCUUUACAAAGAAAAAUGAUUUGCAAAAUAAUAUUCUAAUGGUCGCAAAUGUAAGUAGAAAGAAAUGAUCCUGUCUCGACUUUCUCUUCUCCCGAAAAGAGUAGACAUAAUAUAUUGGAUUUGGUGCUUUGCAUAGCCGAUGAACAGGAGUUACCCUUGUUGAAUGAUGAGGAUUUGGCUUCCAUUUCUGCAGAAAAUAUCCUUACCAGUGCCAAUACAUGUGGGUGUUGCUUCAUGCUUAGAAUGAGCUAUCCUGAUCUGGGCACAGGGCUGUGGAUUUUUAGUUUUUAGUGAUCAGGGAAAAACUGUUAGAAAAGUGAACAUACAACGUGGCUUUCUUGAUUGAACACUGACGGACUGCGAAUUCUAGUUAGUGUUCUGAAAUCAAAUCCAAGUUUGAGAAUUAGAUGGGUUAAAAUUCAAAUAUUCUCUGCACAUCUUAUGGUUAAUCUUCUGUUCUGAUCUCAUGCUUUUGAUUUUUUUUAAUUCUCCCUCGUAGAUCAAGGUUGGGUUGGGCAACUUAGUAUCACCUUAGAACUCAGAGAAGUGAAGAUACAGUCAAAUAAUAUGUCUAAGUUGCGACUCGUUCUUCUCCAUUCCAACUCGAACAAGAUUAUACAUAAAUUUAUUUUAAAAACAUUUCUUUUGAAAAACAAUCCUUUCUUCAGAAGGUUAUCUAAUGUGAAUGUGUAACAAAGAUUAUCAUCUUGAAUCAUCAAUCUGGAUUUCGAAUCAGUUAAGGUUGGACCUGAUCUUAAACCUCGCUAGAUAGCUACGUCAAAUGUCGAAACUGUCCUUGCAGAGUGUUUUUUACAUGCUAGUGCAUGUGGCACGAGUUGCUGGUGGAUUAAAUUUUCAUCAGAGCUCAUAUUUUCUGGGUUCUUUCUUACUAUCAUAUUGCAGGUUAACUUAUUAAUUGAAAAAUAGCUUGUAAAGUGCUUAUUGCACUUGGUUGAGGACAGGUUGAAUACUUUAGUGUGAUAAUGUUUAUUGCCGGUAGACUCCAGAUGCCAUGGAUUGUCUUCACGCAUUUUAUCAUGUCUUCAGGACUAUAUUUAGGUCACUGUUUUUUGAAAUUUAUGCUACUUUUUGUUGUUUUCAGGUGAUCUGGCAGAUUUUGAAGAAGAGUUCUUUGACAAGUUUGAUGUCAUAGUUGUUAGCUCUUGUUCUCUUGCUAACAAAGUAUGGACUCUUCUCUCCCUCAGUACUGCCAGUAUCCUAUUUGACAACAGAAUGAUAUAAUUUUUUUGUUUUUGUUGAAACGUAUAUUAUUUUCCAUCUUUUUGGCUGUCUGCAUCAUUCUCAACAUUUCUUAACCUUGAUCUAUUGCAUAGAAUAAGCUCAAUCACAACUUGCGGUUUCUCUGCUUCUCACAGAAAAAAAUUAACAACAGAUGUAGAAGGAGACCAAAGCGCAUUGCAUUCUAUACGAUUGACUGUAGGGGCUUAUGUGGUGAAAUAUUUACUGAUUUGCAAGACUACACAUAUGGACAGGUAAUAUUCUUCAUUGACCUAGUAUUGCUACUUUCUCAUCUGUAAUGAUGUUGUUUACUGGACUUAUUGCGGACUUAACUUUAUCAGGCCAACAGAUUGCUGAAUGUAUUCAUAGAAAUGGGAAAAACAUAUGAAUGUUUAAUUUUUUCUUUAGUUCUAUAGUUUCAUGUGGUGGUUAAAAUAAAUGUACAUUUCUGAGUGAAUUUGUAUUUAUUAUUUAUUGGUGAGAAGUUUUUUUUCAAGAAUGACAAUGUCAUUUUUUUGUAAGGGGUAGAUUUCGUUCUAAUGCUUGGGGUGUUGGAAUCAUGUCUGAACCAAUUUUGCAGUGGGGGGGGGGAUCUGAUCCACACUGGCAUAUAUGUGGGUUUAUAUUUUUGUAUAAUAUAUUUAAAACAGGCACCAAAUUGGACCAAAUCUAUCAAUUUUUGGUUCGAACUGUUUGAUUCUGGAGUAAAAGCAAUCGACUGAUUGACCGACUUGACCCAGCAUCACUCAGAUUGGGCAGUUUAUGGCAGGAGUGCUGCCGAAUAAGAGUAUGGAAAUGGUUGUCGGUAGUAGAGCACAUAAGAAGAGGGAAGGCAAAGGCAGAGAAAGAAGAAGAAGAGAAAGGGAGGGAAAAUAAACUCACCUGGAGACACUGCUAGUCUUCUUCUGCUGUUUCCAAUCAAUAUCACCUUAUUACCUUCUGGCAGAACUGCAUUAGUGAUUGGAUUUUUCUCUCCUCUCAGGAUGGACUACACCACGAUUUGCCCAGUUUUUUAAAUUCUUCGUUUGUUUUGUAGUUUUAAUAUCUACACAGAAAAUAUCUCCAGAAGAAUUCCUAGCAAAAUUAUCAAUCUUGGCAUUUAUUUUACAUGGCAGAUUAGUUUUAAAAAAAAUCAUGACGGCGAUGAUGAUUGUCUUCUUGGAAGAUCUAGAAUAUUUUCUGGUUAAACUGUGCUGUUUUUCAUUUCAAUUGAUUUUUUUCUGUUUGAAAUAUACUCAGUUUUUUCUUUUCUUGGUUACAAACUUUUGAUGGUCAGUUUUUCGGACAUAUUUUUGGAGGAUUGAGUUUUUUUGCAUUAUGUGGAGUUUCAAUUUGCAUAUAAUCUCACUUGUGUUUGUUUUCAACUUGCCAGAAGAAACCUGAUGGUGCCACAGAAUCCGAAAAGAAGUAUCCUAGCUUUGAGGUAUUUCCUUCAGCGUAAAAAAUUAUUUAAUAUUUCAUUUUCAUUCUGCUAGCCUGCAAUUUCACAAAGUUUAGGACUUCUUAUUUUAUUUUCCUAUGGAUCAAUAUUUAUUGAUCAGUCUUUAGCAAACAAUGUUUAUCUUAAGAUUUUGUACAUAGAACACUGUUAAUCUACCACAGUGGAAACGUCCGCACAUUAUUGUUUGUCUUUCUGACUUAUUUGUGGGACGGCACAUUAAUCUACCACUGAUAGUUUUGCAUUCUCGUGAGAAUUUUAUUCUUUCAUUAGAUCGAUUGUGGAGGUAUCUGGUAGGAUUCUAUCCCCCAGCGACGAAAGCUAGGGUAGAAUGAAAGAAAAGAAGGGGAACUAACAGAUUCAGAUAGAACAGAAAGGAAAAAAAAAGCUACACAGAGUCCAAACAGAAGGGGAAGUGGUUUGAGAAGCUUCCCCAUCCUCUCCCAGACUCUUCCGAGUCCUAAAUGUUUUCUCUCCUCCAAAAGAAAUGUCCCCCUCGUCUGUCCGAGGGGGUCUUAAUACCCUAACCUUACAAUGACCUAUUUGCCCCUCUCGUCCCCUUACUUCCCUACCCAUUUGCCGUCUUUUUCUGUCUUCGGCUAUAGGUCUUCAUUGGAGCCUUAUCAGUAUCCACUUUCAAAAAGAUCCUGUAUUUAUUAAUGCUCUUCAGAUGUGCACUUCUUUAUUUGUUAUUACAGUUUUUUCUUUAGCUUGCAUGUUGAUACACGAAGAAAUUUUGUUAUUUUUUUUAUUCAGGAAGCAAUUUCACUUUCUUGGCGAAGCCUUCCAAAGAAAGUAGCAAAACUUUUUUUUGCAUUGCGAGGUAUGUUCUGACUCCAAUUAUGCUAUCCCAAUUUUGGAUCCAUUGCUAGGAAGGCUUUAAGGUCGGAUGUUUUUGGUUGUAUGCUACAUUUCGUUGUAUCCUACUAUUAUAGUUUGUCAAAUCUUUGGAACAUUGUUGCUAGUGCGCUUUCUGGAUUUGAAGCGGUUACAGAACUAUGCUUAUGCUUUGUAUUUUCAUUUCCUCUAAUGGAAAUGACCUGAAAUUGUCCUUCUAUUUACACCUCAUACACCAAAUUCUUAUGAUCUGUGUGUGUGAUCUUCAUAUUUGUUUAUCUUUCUUGUUCUCUUCAUAUGGAGCGGUGUGAUAUUUACCUACUAUACGAGAGGUUUGUAAAUCGGAUGUUAAAUGAUGGGAUUGACAAUGUUACUCUCAUCGUCUGUUGAUACUUAGGGCGAAGAUAGAUUGUCCGUGGAAAAGACUUGUUUAGUUCAAUGAAGAUCUAUUUUCAACCAUUUCGUAUUCAUCUAUCCAUAGGUCGAGGUUGGUAUGUAGCACUGUUAGCACCUAGCAUUUCAGUUUACCCUGUCUGGUUACUAUUAACUUCAUGCUCCAAAAUUGCAUAAUAGCCUUGAUCGAAUACUUCCAGAAUGGCUACUUAGCUGGAUUUUAUCUUUCUUUGGUCUUUAUCAACCAUUCAUUUAGUCAUACACACCAUAAUAUUUUAUUUUAUUUAACAAAUAUCCUGCCAUAAAGAGGGUUAAGUAUCUUUUAAUAAAAAGAUCAGUAAAAAUCAUUGUACGUAUAAGGCAUUAUUUGGUCUUUUAUGCAUGGAAAUAUUUCAGGGAAAGGAACAGGUGAACGGAUGUAGGGAGAAAGGCUUUUACUUUUUAGUUUUCUUUCUUACACUUUACCCUCCCAUAUUUCCUUAACUGCAGUAAUUGAAAAUUUUGAACAAUCUGCUGGACGCAAACAUGGAGAGAUAUCAAUGUCAGAUCUGCCGGAUGUUUUGACUCUGCAGAAGCAACUGUGUGAGGCACAGGUAGCUUUCUCAUUUCUAGCUUGUUCUUCAAUCCAUUUUUGCUCAUUCUGACCUUAAUUUGGUAAAUGACAGUCGUUGAGUGAAUCUUUCAUUCCGGCAAGUGUUCUGGAACGUUUGCUUGCAGCAGGUGCUCGAGAACAUCCCCCUGUAUGCGCAAUACUGGGUGGAAUACUUGGCCAGGUACUUCCAAAAGACCAUCCCUGGUCAUUCCUGCAUUAGGGUUACUUCCAGAUCCAGCUUGCCUCUUUGUAUUCUGCUCUUAUGGAUCACUGCUUAAUAUGAUGUUCUCCUUGACCAUGGCCAGUUAAAUCUUUUGCUUUAAAAGUCAACGGAGCUUGUCUUCAUAGAAAUAUGGCCAAUUGGGUUUCUUAGUCUAGAUCGCUGUUUUAUCUAGGAAAUUUUAUCUGCAUUAUUUGAGAACUUUUGCUAAUAUUGGCCGGGCCGGGCCUGCAGAUCAUUGGCGUUAAAACGCCGUAGCCCGUUUAUCUCCAGGCCAAGUCCAACCCAUAAUUAGCAGCAAUGAAGAAGAAGGAACUAGGAAUGAUACCUUUCUUGCGUGGGUUUUUAGGUUUAUCUCCUCUAAGAUUCUCUGAAUUUUAGCGGCACACCCCUUCUCUUCUUUGCUAUUAACCCCUAAAACGUAUUUACUCUUACAAAUAAGCCCUAAAACUUGUGAAGAGGGUGCUGGGUGUCAAUUGGACCCUGGGUUUCUCUGGAUACGAUGUAGUAUCAAAGAAACUAUAUGUAAUAUGAAAAAACUAUGGUCAAUAUUCAAUUCGGGGCUAUCUACAGGGGGCUAGAACAGAAAGACCCGUAUUUUUCUCACACAUCGUGUGCCAUUUGGCUCGUUGAUGAUUGCUGCAGUUUCCAUGAUUUUGCUUUGGAAAUUUUUCUAGGAGGUCAUAAAAGGAAUAUCUGGAAAAGGAGACCCAGUGAAAAAUUUCUUCUUUUUCGACACCACGGACGGCAAAGGCAUCAUAGAGGACAUCUCCGCUGCAGACUGA
This is a messenger RNA of Spirodela intermedia, 6520 nucleotides long. The record is from the annotation of a GenBank genome assembly. Lineage: Eukaryota; Viridiplantae; Streptophyta; Magnoliopsida; Alismatales; Araceae.